Molecule: messenger RNA, 909 nt
Organism: Porites lobata
Lineage: Eukaryota; Metazoa; Cnidaria; Anthozoa; Scleractinia; Poritidae
Source: the annotation of a GenBank genome assembly
AUGAAAAACAGUUCGAGUUCGCUGGAACACAUCACCAAUCUCUCUGCUUCAGACUGUUCCCUUCCACUGGCUCAUGGCUUUGGCCUAAUGGCGGCCAAUUCUGUCGGAGCUUUGGUGGGUACUUUUGGUAACUUCCUUGUUUGCAUCGCGGUUCUUUACACAAGCCCUAGACUACGCAGAUGCUCUAACUAUCUUCUUGUUAGCUUGGCGAUAGCUGAUUUGAUUGUGACCAUGGUGUGUGAGCCGUUAGUCGUGGGAAUUGUGGCCAAGAAAACGUUUUUCAACGACUGUGCAUCAAACAUGGAGCUCGCCUAUGUUGUAUCUUCCAACUUCUCGUGUUCAGCUUCUAUCAUGCACCUAGCAGCAAUCAGCGUUGAUCGUUUUCUCGCCGUUAUUUUCCCUCUCCGUCAUGGUCGCAUAAUGAAGAGCUAUGGCUUGAAGGUCAUGUUGAUAGUUGUUUGGGGUGUAGCAACAGUGUUUGCAUCUCUUCGUGUGCCUUUCUUGAAAGAAACAGCUUAUAUGGUUCUUGUGAUAUUUGCCAUAAGUUAUUUUUUGGUCAUCGGAUGCUACUUGUCGAUCACGAUUUCGGUAUGUUUAAUCGCAAAGAGAAAGAAGCAGAAGCGAAAAGGUGGAACAUCGCCGGUUGUCGCCAGUACCAAUGCAGAGCGACGGCUUGCAUUCACGCUGGCUAUUGUAAUUGGUGUAUUCACAACAUGUUGGUUUCCCAUGAUCGUUGUUUUCUUUGCCGCCGGGAAAUCUCUGGUGAAAAUGUACGGAACAGCGUACAUGUGGAUAAGAACUUUAGCUUUGUUAAACUCAGCCAUGAACUUUCUUAUCUACAGCGCGAGAAUUCGUGACUUCAGAGACGCCUAUGCUCUUAUAUGUCGCAAGAUUCUGCGCUGUGGCUGA